AUGAGGUCCACCGACCAGAUUCCAUCCUCGAUGCGAGACGAGUUGGACUCGGAUAAAGCAAAGGCGGUGACGAGGGCCAAAAAGCGCCACAUAUCCAAAGACGAAGGUGCUUUCGGGAUGGGCUCACUUCUCUUGCCUCUCCGUUCAGAUAUCAUCGACAGCUGCGCAUUUUCUCGUCAUACUUCCGAGAAAGAGAGAAGGGAGAGCAACCGGGACGCUCUGCGAUGCUUGAUCGGCUGCAACCUCGCACUCAGGUCCUACAUGCAAAAACUCAAAGAUGAAUUAGGUGUUCCCAAUCCCCCACACCUGGUGGCGGAGAGCCUGGGUCAUUCCUCGGCCGUUCUGGCCUGGGAGGGAUGGCAUCGGUCCAGACCCAGCGUCAACAUCUCUUAUCUCGUCCAAUGGAAAUACGCGGAUUCUCCAGGGGAUUGGGAAUAUUUCGAUCCGGGGAAUCCCCUUUCGAGGACCACCGUCAACGUCACCGGAUUGAGGCCCUACACCAAGUACCUCUUUCGUUCUGCGUGGCUGCUGCUUCCGUUCCAGCCACCCCUGUUUUCCCGUGCCAGCGUUUCUAUAUCCACUUUACCCCACGGCCCACCCGAAGAUGCCCCCAUCAUCGAAUCCCUUUCUCCGUUGGGCGCCGACAGACUUUCCGUCUCCUGGUCCGAACCGCGAUUCUCCAACGGACCGCCCGUUUCCUUCGAGCUGAUUCUCCACCAAGUGAACGGCUCCCAUUCGGUCCUGAAGGAGGUCCAGAUCUCGGACAAGAGCCAGUACCAUUACAUAUUCGCAAACGUGUUGCCCCAGACCACGUACACGUUCUCGGUGCGCCUUCGCAACCACGCAGGCGAAGGACCCGAGGCGAAAGCUUCCGUCAUCAUGCCUCCCAGCGUCCAAGAUGAGGACUCGGUGACGCCGUAUCUUCUCAUGAUCUCUAGUCAUCAGGUCCUGAAGCAGUCCCUGGAUAUUUUGGAGGAACCGGAAGCCCUCUACACGGUCCCCGAUUCUGCUGAUGCCAUCGAAGGUUUGUCGGUGGACGUGCGAGAGGGAGUGUUUUUCCUGACGGACGAAUCGGGAUUCGUGAGCCGUGGAACCUUGGAACCGUCAGGAGCGGUGUCCACCAUCCUCACGCCGUCGCACAUCGGCGGUCUCGCCAAGUCCCUCAGCGUCGACUGGAUCCACCACCUGGUAUACUUCACCGUCCGGAUGGAUUCCACGUGGAAUAUCGGGCGGUGCGACCUUAAGGGCGGGGACUUUCGAACCUUUCUCACCGGUCUGAUCGCCGAGCCCAUCCACAUUCAAGUCGAUCCUUUCACAGGGUACAUGUAUUGGAUUCAAAAGAGACACGGCGCAGGGCUAUACGCCAUGGACUUGGCCUUAGUUGACGGGAAUGGAUCCUCGAGAGAGCCGAAAGUCCUCUAUCGUUCUGCCUCCCUCGGUGCCCUGACCGUGUACCAGAGAAAUUUCUCCGUUUUGGUCGCCGACGAAGCAAAACACACCAUCCUCGCCGUCUCCAUUGACGGGUCGGGAGUGGAAGACAUCCGAGGGAACACUCAACAGAGCCAAUUGGAACAAGUGUCCGGAUUGGCUUACCACGAGGGACUUUUUUAUUGGACGAGCGGGCCGCAGCUAAUCAGGGAGGAAUACUGGCCCACUGGGGGCAAGUACUACCACAACACCUUCCCCUUCAGUGGCACCCAGGGGACACCCUUCCGGGAUCUCGUCCUGGUGCACCCGGGUGCCCAGCCCAUCCCAGCGCCGGUGAAUCCACCCAAGGGACUCCAAGCCGUCUUCAGUACGAAUCGAGCCAAGAUUUCCUGGCUGUCUGCUGCGCCCAUUGACGGACUCGGGCAAGGAGCGUGGAAGGAGUGGUCCUACGAGGUGCACGUGACGCAAGUGGAGGACUCCCUGACCAUCUACCGGAGGCCCGUGAACGGAACGGGUUACACCAUGACUGACCUACGACCCGAUACUUUUUACAAGGUCAAGGUGAGGGCGUACAGCCAGGGUGGAAUGGGGCCAUGGAGCUCUGACUUCCUGGGUCGAACUCUGAGGGAAGAGUUUGGGGAGACGGCUCCCAUCCUCAUCUGGAGUGCAAGGGAAGGACUCCUCCAGUCUGACAUCACUGGCGAGCACGUGCGACCCAUCCUGCACUCGCUCUCCUUUCAAGAGGAAGAUGGUGAGGAGGUGCACGUAACGCACAUCGUGCCACACGAAGACAGCGUGUAUUUGGUGAUGAACGAUUCUUCCCUGUACCGACACGACCGGCACGACGGGAGCCUGUCACUCGUCGCUCACGUCACCUCCGCCUCCUGUCUCGCCCUCGACACCCUCGCCCUCAAGAUGUACUGGUCCAACCCCCUUCAGCAGGUCAUUUCUCGGUCGAACCUGGAUGGGAGUGACGUGGAGGUCCUGCCGUUGGUCGCCACUACCCAGUUCCUCUCCGUGGAUUCCCUCAACGGGUUUCUCUAUUUCGCCAGCACGCAUUCCGUGGAGAGUUCCCGGCUGAACGGGGCCCAGAGGAGCGUCUACUACCGGCAGGGUUACUUCUCGGGCAAACAAGUGAUGGGUCUGACCGUAGACCUAGACCACGAUUACUUGUACUGGCUGGUCCGGAGCUACGAAGGACUUCGAAUCUACCAGGGGUCCUUGAGGACCGACCAGGAGUCAGAGGUCAAGGUCAAAGAGGUCAAGUUCUUCCCGCGGGCCCGAGCUACAGGACCUCUACACUAUUUUAGCGACCGCUUCAUUUGGUUGGAAUCGGAGAGCACGGCCGUCAUUUCUGAUUUGGAUGGCACCAAUUUGGCAACGUUGAGGGCCGAGGGGCUUCACGAGUUGAAAACCCUCGGAAUCGAGGAUCCGCUCAGCCAGACCCUUCCCAACGGAACAACGGCAUCAGAGUUGACGGUGAGACCGGAUCCAAUGUCAAACUCUUCUGCAAAAGUGCUGGGAAGCUGGGACAACUUCACGCUCACUUGGGAAAAGGCCACGGGUGUCAACUAUGGGGAUGUCUUCUACGAACUCAGCCUAGAAGUUGGGAGACAUAAGAUCUUCAAGGUGCUGAACGAAACAGAAUACAAGCCUGACUUCAAAGUUCCUGCUUAUUCACGCGUGCGACUCCAAUUACGACCCUUCACCUAUUGGAGCAGUGGUGCCAAGAUUUUGCUGGAUCUUCGAACUCCCAUGUCCGUCCCCGGUGAACCCACGCGCCCCAGGGUCUUCCUUUCUCAUCAGCAUCUGCCCUUCGCUGACGCUCAGGGCGCGAUGGUGACGUUCCGCUGGAACAAACCCUCUUCUCCGAACGGUGAGAUCCUCUCCUACGGAGUCCGAUGCUGGCAGUCGCUGCAGGGCAAUCAGAGAACCACCGUCUGCGACAAUGCGCGCGUCCGAGGAAACGCGACCGAGUUUGUCGCAAGAAACCUUCCACUCGAUGGCACCUUCUUUUUUCAGGUGGAGGCGAUAUCAGCGGCGGGAACUGGAAAUGCGACUCAGCCCUUACGGAUCGUUACCUCCAGGGAGAAUCCUCUUCCCUUCUUAUUGCUGGCUACAUUCGAUGCCAUCCAGAUGGCAGAUGUGGAUUUGAAGAAAGUGACGCCGGUUGAAAGAACGUUGGCGUCGCCGAGGGUCGUCGCCUUCUUGCCACCCGACAGGAUCUUCUGGAUCGACGACGACCGCAAUCUCAUGGCUGCCGUCCGCAACGAAAACGACAAGCAAAAGUUGCACCGACUACGUGGAGUGGGAUCUGCCCUGUCCGUCGACUGGGUCGGCAGAGACCUUUAUUGGGCCGAACUCUAUCCCCAUUCCGAUGGGAGCGCCAUCUACAGGUUGGAUUUGGACGAUUUGGAUGCCUCGCCUGUGAAUGUCCUUCAUAUCCCCAAGCAAAUUCGUGCCCUCGACGUCCUCCCCUUCAACCGAACGCUGGUGUUUUCGGCGGUGGGAUCCGACGGAAUCGGACGGAUUUUGUUGAGCAACACGGACGGUAGUAAUGUCCGCUCUCUCCUUGGAUCUCCCAACAGGGAGAGCGGGGAGGAGAGGUGUAAUUGCCCUGGGAACCAGGCGAUGGGGGGCGCCAUGACCGUGGAUAGCUCCGUGACCUCUAACCCUAAGGUCUUGUGGAUUGACGGGCUGACCUUUGACCUUUGGGUCACCGAUAUCGUCGGGUGUCGCUGUCAGCUUCUCCUCAACGCUUCCUUCGCCUCAAAACAAGGUCUCCCUCCGUCUACCUUGGCGAUAGACACGAACAACGUGUAUUGGUCGAAUGCGAGCACGGGGCAAGUAUUCUAUAUCCGCCGAUCCAGUAAUGCAAAUGAAGUUCCAAAAUGUGAAAAUCUCACUGCCAGAGGUGUCCAGGGCAUCCGAGCCAUCGCCAGCAACCUCCAGACAUAUCCCAAUCCACGAUGCCUAAUGCCCCUUCCGUAUUCCUCACCACCUGAACUGAUGAAUGCGAGUUCGACGAGCAUGACCUUUCGACUCCAGCCGGCCUCUGUCGACCCUUCGUGCCGGAAUAUCACGAUGGCCACCACCAAAUAUCGGAUCUAUUACGGAAGACUCGGAGGACGACUCGUCUCCGGAUGCCAGAAUCGCCUCAGUGCCUGCCAGACAAAGGAAUCGAGGUCGGAGGUGAUGGUGCUGGAUGGACUGGAGCCGCACUCGAAGUACGUGGUGCAUGCAGCGGCGGGGAAUCAUUACUCGGAGCUUGGAGGGGGACCCCGCAUUCUCUCUUCUCCCCGCUUCUUCAAUACCACCGCUCGCCCCCCCGAGCCCGCACGAAACGUGACCUGCGAACCGUUGACACCCACGGAGAUACGGGUGUCCUGGCUACCCGGAAGUAACCAGUCGAACCAGGGUGUGACAUACGAUGUGCGCUGGAGGACUGAGGGUACCAGUGGUGGGAUAACGGUGCAGGAUGCGACAGCGUUGGUGAUUCCCAAGAGCUCAUCUCCGAUUGAUAAUCGCGCCUUCUUCUCCACCGAAGUCCAAUUCCUCCAGGAGGACACCGAUUAUGAAGUUUGGGUUGAGGCGUAUGCAGUGGACCGGUUGUCUCAUUCCCCAAGUGGAGUGGUGCGAACGAGAACCUUCCCAACCCCGGGGCCAAUACGGAAGGUGAAUGUGACAUCGAGGACCAUCAAACUUACCUGGACUUCUCCCCCUGGGCAUCUUCUAUCUAGUUACAGGAUGGAAUAUUUGAGCCUGGGAUCGAGUCGAUGGAACGUGUCCAGACCGGUCUCCCAACAGACCCCGCUCCAUUCCAUCAGUGAGGGGCUUGCAGCAAAUUCCGGUCCUGUCCGAUACGAACAUGUCAUUCGAGACCUCCAACCUAACACUUCCUACACGUUCCGAGUGGAUGUGACCUACGCUCUGUCCGGCCGGUCCUUCCUAUGGCCUCUCGAUAACCGGUUCAUCUUUCAGACCUUGGGUGAUCGACCGGAGAUGGUGGGAGCGCCAACCAUCCUGACGUUGGGAGACAAGCACCAGGUUUCAUGGGAACCAGCGCUAGAGAACGGAUCACCGGUGGACACCUACAUCCUCGAGAUGAAGGCCGAGGGAUACAAGGAUCCCCAACCUGAGUUCUGGAGGAUCGUCUACAACGGAUCUGGCAAGUCUUGCUCAUUUCCCAAGCUAGGGAUUCACCAAUAA
Molecule: messenger RNA, 5637 nt
Organism: Darwinula stevensoni
Lineage: Eukaryota; Metazoa; Arthropoda; Ostracoda; Podocopida; Darwinulidae
Source: the annotation of a GenBank genome assembly